Molecule: messenger RNA, 1176 nt
Organism: Chinchilla lanigera (long-tailed chinchilla)
Lineage: Eukaryota; Metazoa; Chordata; Mammalia; Rodentia; Chinchillidae
Product: tubulin alpha-1C chain-like
Exons: 5
Biological process (GO): microtubule cytoskeleton organization; mitotic cell cycle
Cellular component (GO): microtubule; cytoplasm
Molecular function (GO): GTP binding; structural constituent of cytoskeleton
Source: RefSeq, a predicted model, not a curated record
AUGGUGUGGGAGUGGCGGUGCAGCACCGAUAGCUCUGCAGUGCUCAGCAGGACUCCUGCGAUGCCAUGGGGGGGUGCAGUCGCCGAUGCUCUGAAAGCUCUCCAGGGCUCAGCUGUCUCCCGUGCCCGUGGGGCAGGGGGUGUCACAGUCACCAAGGUUUCUGCAGCUGUCCAGGGCUCCGUUGGGGCCCAUGAAGGGUUCCCAAAGGUGACAGGGGUUCUCCCCACUUCCACCACGGUGCGGGUGUGGGCAGGGCUUGGUCACCCAGGUUCCCAAACCUGUCUGAGGUUCACCUCAGCUCCCGUGAGUGUGCACCGGGGAUGGGGCAUGAACACUGAGGCCCCUGAAACUGUCCAGGGCUCUGCCUGCCUUGCACACCGCCCCUCUGGGGUGGGGCCUGGGCGGGGGAGGGCUGCCCUGCACACGGUGGGCGGGGGUAUAAGUGGGGAUGGGAGCGCGCUGCGCACUGCUGCCCCCGCCAGAGCCCUCGCCCUCUGUCACGGGGAGACCUCGCCCGACGCGCCUGCUCCUCCCCCGGUGACCCCAGGAGUCAUGCACGUUGGCCAGGCUGGCGUCCAGAUUGGCAAUGCCUGCUGGGAGCUCUACUGCCUGGAACAUGGCAUCCAGCCCGAUGGCAAGAUGCCAAGUGACAAGACCAUUGGUGGUGGAGACGACUCCUUCAGCACCUUCUUCCGCGAGACUGGUGCUGGCACACAUGUGCCCAGGGCCGUGUUUGUAGACCUGGAACCCACAGUCGUGGAUGAAGUGCGCAAGGGUACCUACCGCCAGCUCUUCCACCCUGAUCAGCUCAUCACAGGCAAGGAGGAUGCUGCCAAUAACUAUGCCCGUGGGCACUACACCAUCGGCAAGGAGAUCAUUGACCUGGUCUUAGAGCAGAUUCGGAAACUGGCCGACCAGUGCUCGAGUCUGCAGGGCUUCCUGGUUUUCCGCAGCUUUGGCGGGGGCACCGGCUCCGGGCUCACCUCCCUGCUGAUGGAGCGUCUCUCCGUUGACUAUGGCAAGAAGUCCAAGCUGGAGUUCUCCAUUUACCCAGCCCCGCAGGUCUCCACAGCUGUCGUAGAGCCCUACAACUCCAUCCUCACCACCCACACCACCCUGGAGCACUCUGACUGUGCCUUCAUGGUAGACAACGAGGCCAUCUACGACAUCUGUCGG